AUGCAUUCUCACCUCCACACUUCUUACAAUGCCAAUUGCGAAGAGAUCAUGACUGCUCUGGAUGAGUGUCACGCCAAGGGAUUCCUGCACAAAGUCAUUGGAAGCUGCAACGAUAUCAAGCGUGACGUGAACAAAUGCCUCUCCGCAGAGCGAUACGAGCGGGCAAAGCGCAACCGAGACGAUGCGCGCAGCAACCGCCGGCGUGUCGAGGAGAUCUGGGCCAAGGAGCGCGAGCUUGAUCAAGGGCCUGCUCCGGCUACUGCAGCGGCCAAUGUCGCAGCGGCCGCCAGUACUAGUGCUACGAAGCAAUAG
Messenger RNA from Penicillium concentricum, 312 nucleotides. RefSeq names its product COX assembly mitochondrial protein. NCBI's taxonomy places the organism in Eukaryota, Fungi, Ascomycota, Eurotiomycetes, Eurotiales, Aspergillaceae. Gene Ontology annotation, cellular component: mitochondrion. The record is from RefSeq and is a predicted model, not a curated record. The transcript is spliced from 2 exons. The coding region runs from base 1 to 312 and encodes 103 amino acids.